ACAUUAUCAUUAAUAAGUGAAAAAGGACUAAGUACCCAAGCUUUACUUGGUUAUAAAUAGGUAGUACUCCUAGUAAUAUUAUGCAUUCUCUAAUUAAAGACACUAUACUCCUAGUAAAAGGAGUGUAUACACAAAAAUAAUUUGGCAAAUUCUUGCUUAAUAACAUAAGAAAAUGAUGAAAUCAUCAAAUAUCAAGUCCUUAAUAAUGAUCUCCCUUCUCCUUUUCUUGUCACUUGCAACCUCAAUUUUAGCUCAAGAAGUUGAGGAUGAGUCAGAAUUCAAUUACAUUGAAGGAGAUAAAAAAGGGCCAGAAAAUUGGGGGAACAUCAAGGAAGAAUGGGCGACAUGUAACACCGGCCAAUUACAGUCCCCCAUCGAUUUAUUGCCUUGGAUAGUACAACCAGUUCCAUACCCUCAGGAAAUUUCAAGGUCUUAUUUUCACGGUCUAGCCAAGCUAAAAAAUAGAGGUCAUGAUAUCAAGCUUGAGUGGCUAAAUGGAAAAAGCAAAAUUCGAUUGAAUGGUACUGAGUAUGUGCUUCUCAAUUGUCACUGGCACUCUCCUUCAGAGCAUGCAAUAAACGGAAAGAGGUAUCCUUUGGAAGGGCACUUUGUUCAUCAAGGUCCAGAUAACAGCAUUGCAGUAAUUGGAUUUCUAUACGACCUCGGCCAGCCAGAUCCUUUCCUUUCCUCGGUAGAAGCAGAAUUAAGAGAAAUAUCAAGUAAUAAUACAAAUGAAAUAAUAGUUGGAUUAGUAAAUCCAUUAGCCGUGCAGAAACCGGGAAAUAUGUAUUACAGAUACAUGGGCUCACUUACCACCCCUGCUUGUAAUGAAGGUGUAAUUUGGACCGUUGAAACUAAGAUUGGAACUGUAUCAAAUGAACAAUUGGAAUUGCUGCGGGACGCAGUCCACGAUGAUGCAAGGUACAACGCAAGACCAUUGCAGCCAAUAAACGGAAGAAGGGUUCACCUCUACAAAGCAAGGCACUGGUUCAAACAAUUAAUCAGCACAUUGUUUGAAGAGUUAUUGUAUUAAUCUUGAAGGGAUAGAAAGUAUGUAAUAAAAUAAAGGGGACUUGUUCUUUGAUAUGUACCAUGGUGCCAACUAGCAACUUCUUUAUCAAGUUCAUAUUUAAUGUAUUUUGGACAUUUUUUUAAGUUUAAACGCCAUUUUCUUAACUUGCAUAA
Amaranthus tricolor (Joseph's coat) is the source of this 1185-nucleotide messenger RNA. RefSeq names its product alpha carbonic anhydrase 7-like. The record is from RefSeq and is a predicted model, not a curated record. Gene Ontology annotation, molecular function: carbonate dehydratase activity; zinc ion binding. The transcript is spliced from 7 exons. The coding region runs from base 173 to 1033 and encodes 286 amino acids. Lineage: Eukaryota; Viridiplantae; Streptophyta; Magnoliopsida; Caryophyllales; Amaranthaceae.